AUGAACAUUGAAGGCUUAGUUAGUGGCGGCGGCGAGCACUACCUAUCAAUGCCAGGAAGACGAAUGACAAAUUAUGAGGGGGUUGAGGAUGGUCUUGGAGAUGGAGAUGGUGCUGAUGUGGAUGCUGAUGCUAAUGGAGAGAUCUCCCCAUACACCAAGGAGGAUUGCCACAACGCCCGCUCGACGGACCAGAACGCCGAGGUGAACCUGCUCUGGGAUCUCCUGGCGACAGCCACCGCUGGCGGGCUGACUGCUGAGGAUCUUCUCUGCACCAUCGCCGAGCGCCGGGUGCUGCCGCUCCAGAUGCGCACCCACAAGAUCGGGCACAUGUCCGGCCGGUUCGAUCCGAACCGGACGUCCAAGGUGCCGCUCACCAAGGCCCAGGUGGCCAGCCGGGUGAACCACAUCACCAAGGCGAACUUGGCGGAGGACUGGAGCUACGGGCUGGCGCCCUGCGACAGGAACCAUCCACCGGCGCGGGUUUUUGAGCGCCAGAACGCCGAGGACGGCGACCUGGCGACGAAGAGGUGGACGCCGGAUCUCGUCGAUCCGGCUGACCAAGCCGGCGACCAUGCCGGCGACGACGAUCUGCCGCAGGCGCCUGAUCUAGGCGGCCAGGGGGAGCACAAUCCGCCCCCUUCACCAGAGCACCAGGAGGAGGAGGAGGAGCCGGCGACGUCCGGCACGGGGCCAAUCCCCGCCGUGCCUCUGCGCUCGAGGCCGCCAAGCACCACGGCGACUUCGGCGCCCAAGGGCACGAAACGAGCCGGCUCCACCGCCGCCUUGGAGGCGAAGGCGAAGAAGCAGCGCCGGCAGCAGCCGAAGAAGGUCCCGGAGCAAGCCGGGGCCCCUAUCAAGUUUGCUCAGGGCGGCGGCUCCCGGCAAGCUCCACGCGUGGUGUCGCCGCUUCCGCGCCAGAGGAGGGAGCAGACGCCGCAACCUUCCUCGCGCGCACCUACGCCGCCGCCGCCUGCGACAGGGGCUUCUUCCUUUGCCGUGCCGCUGGCCUCCGCGCCAGAUCGCGGCACGCGGGUCGAGCCAACGCGGCAGCCGACGCUGGACGACAUGUUCCCGCGCCGGACGCCUCUUCGGCCGCUGGGGCCGGGCGGGGCAUGCCGCCUUCAGCCGGGGCCGGAGCCGGCGGGGCUGCUCCUAGGACCGGCGCCGGCAGGGCCGCGCCGCCUGCGGCCGGAGCCGGCAGCAGGCCCACCGUGGUGGAGUUGGACGAGAGUCCGGAGGGGCGCCCCGAGCGCCGGAGACAAGCUCGGGCCGGUGUGUUUUCUUUUCUUUUGCAAUUUUCUUGUUCGGUAG
This is a messenger RNA of Lolium perenne, 1311 nucleotides long. The record is from RefSeq and is a predicted model, not a curated record. NCBI's taxonomy places the organism in Eukaryota, Viridiplantae, Streptophyta, Magnoliopsida, Poales, Poaceae.